Monodelphis domestica (gray short-tailed opossum) is the source of this 4665-nucleotide messenger RNA. RefSeq names its product follistatin like 3 (gene FSTL3). The record is from RefSeq and is a predicted model, not a curated record. Gene Ontology annotation, biological process: regulation of BMP signaling pathway; negative regulation of activin receptor signaling pathway; multicellular organism development. Gene Ontology annotation, molecular function: activin binding; protein binding. Lineage: Eukaryota; Metazoa; Chordata; Mammalia; Didelphimorphia; Didelphidae. Gene Ontology annotation, cellular component: extracellular region.
UCGGGAGGAGAGCGCCUAUCUCGGGGACUCGAUAGGUCUGCCUUCCCCAUGCCCGAGAGCCAGGGGAGCGGCCCGUGGGGGGCCAGAAGAAAAAGGGGCGCAACUCCCCCCGUCCCCACUCCUCCACUCAUUCUCUCCCCUGGGCUGAGGCAUCGGGGUCUGGAUGGGGAUGGGGACCUCCGAAAAGCCCGGCAGACACGCAGACGCACUCAGAAAAUAUGCCCAGAAUUCCCCCCCAGAAGCGCGGAAGUUACCGACGUCACGCACCCCUGGCUGUCUUCCUGCGCCGUGACUUUGCUGGGCCGCUUCCCCAAGUUUGGAAUGGGCUCCCUGCUCAUCUCAGCCUCAUGGAAUCUGUUUUCAUUCAAGGGGCCACUCCAGUAGCACCUCCUCCAGGAAGCCUUUCUUGAUCUCCCCCACCCGCCCCAUUCGUGGGUGCCCUCUCCUUCCCUGUCCCUCUUCCCCUCCAGAUUCUUCCCCCUUCCCAUGGCAAAGGCAGAAAGCAGACACUCCAUAGUAAGGAUUCCACCGACAUUCGAGAUGGAGCCCGCACACUCGCUCACACACUGACCUGCACGGCCAGCAUGAGCAUGCACAGUAACGGGCAUGGACACCCUGAGAGCCUUAAACGCCGGGCCUCCGCUGGAGCCUCAGGACAUGGUCGGAUCAACACGUGUGACCCAGCAGGGAGGAUGGAGGGACACCCUCAGGGGCAGCGAGGGGGCUCAGGCCUGGAGACCAGAGGUCCUGAGUUCAAAUUUGACCUCGGACACUUCCCAGCUGUGUGACCCUGGGCAGGUCCCUUCACCCCCAUCGCCCAGCCCUUAGCACUCUUCUGCCACGGGAUGGAUUCUAAGACAGAAGGUGAGGGCUGAAAAGAGAAGAAAUAGACACACUUGGAGGGACAGAGACCGAAGGAUCGGAGAUACAAGGAGAGAGAGACGCAGAGACCUAGCAGGCGCUCGGGACCACACCUACAGCCAGCCACAAUGUUGUUCCCCUCCGACACUGUAUCACUAUACCAAGCGCACACCUUCAUGCGCAGGAUCCCCAGACGUCCUCUGGCACUGUCGGGACGCACCCUCUUUCAUGCACACACACGCACACACACACACACACACACACACUCAGAUACACACUCACCUUGAUGCACAGAAACACACGCCCUGAUACACACUCACACACAUCGAGACACAAACACACGCUCUGAUAGACACUAGUACACACCCUAACACACACACACACACACACACACACACACACACACACACAGAGGCCCAUCCCAGAACCCCCGGGCAAACACUCCGUUCCAAUCUCACACACUCACCCUCCCCCUGGCCCGGGCUCAGGCCCCGCCCACCCCUUACUCCUCCGCUGGAGCAGGAGGGAAAAGUCUUUAUAUAGAGAAAGGCAGAAACUGGGACUUUAACUCAGCUCCACGGUCCUGGGGAGGCGGCUGCACCCGGAGCCCCCCAAAAGGCCCCGCUCUUUGCGGGUGCCACCCCGCCCUCCACCUGCUUCCCUGCCCCUCAGGGUCCCGCUGUCUCUCCUCCUUCAGCCAUGCCGCUGUGGUUCCUGCUUUUGGGGGUGUUCUCCUGGCCCACAGCCCAAGCCGAAUCUGGCCGGGGCGGCAUCUGCUGGCUUCGCCAGGGCAGAGAUGCUCAGUGCAGCCUGAUCCUGAGGACCGGCGUGAGCUGGGAGGAGUGCUGCUCUGCGGGCCGGGUAGAUACCGCCUGGUCCAAUUACACGCAUCAGGGCAACAAGAUCAGCCUGCUGGGCUUCCUGGGCUUGGUGCCCUGCCACCCCUGCAAAGAGACCUGUGAAGGAGUAGACUGUGGUCCGGGCAAGGUGUGUAAGAUGCAUGGCGGACGGCCCCACUGUGCCUGCGCCCCUGACUGCUCUGGACUUUCCAUGCAGCUGCAAGUCUGUGGCUCCGAUGGCGUUACCUACAGGGAUGAGUGUGAGCUGCGGACGAUCAAGUGUCAGGGCCACCCAGACCUGGGCGUCAUGUACCAAGGGCACUGUAAAAAGAGCUGCUCCCUUGUGGUGUGUCCAGGGACUCACACAUGUGUGGUAGACCAGACUGGCAGUGCCCACUGUGUCAUCUGCCGCUCUGCCCCCUGCCCUGUGCCCUCCAGCCCUAACCAGCAGCUGUGCGGCAACAACAACAUCACCUACGCCUCUUCCUGCCACCUUCGGCAGGCCACUUGCUUCCUGGGCAGAUCCAUUGGUGUGCGGCACUCUGGGAGCUGCACAGUCAGCACUACAUUUCCUGGGCUUUUGGCAGAGGUGGAAGAUAAUUCCGUGUGAAGCAUGCCGCGGGUCCUACCCAGAGCCAAGGCAACCCUAUUUAUUAUGAAGAGGGAGGCAUAUUUAUGGCCCCCCAGACUCCAGCUGUGUUCUCUCUUCUAGACAACUCCCAGAGACCCUUGCUGAGGAGGGGAGAGAUUGGGAGGAUUAUUAUGGCCUGAUCAGGGCUGCCACGCGCAGAUGGUGGUUGGUGGGAGAAGGAUGCAAAUGGUGGCUCCCUUGGAGGGUCCCAGAGAAGGAGGGCUACUCUCAGGGAGGGGCGGGGGCGGUCUGUGGCUCUUGGAGGAGCGGGGUGGGGCAGAUAUUUCAACAUACCAUGGGGCCAUCAAGGGAGCCUGGCAGAGAGGGACAGCCGCAGAUCUCCCAGCUGGGGUUUCACAAUCCCUUCUGUUUAAUGACCUUCCUGAUGCAAUUCUGGGCCCUAAGGGCUCUGCAGAGGGUGGAAUUCCUGGGUAGAUGUUCCCCUUCUCCUCUACCUCCUGGAUAAGGGGCAGAGAGCUUGAAUGAUUUGGGGGAUCCCCAUCCCCAAAGGGGGAAGGAUGAUGCUCUCCACUUCGGAGAUAAAGAAGAAUGUGUGUGGGAGUCGGGGAUGGGAGAGGACUGGUCUAAUAGCGUGCCCUCCUUGCCACUGGCCUUCCAUGACUUUUCUUGGGGGAGGGAUCCCCCACUUCAGCCUUGGACCCAUUCUAGCCUGAGACUGAAUGUUCUCCAGCCAAGUCCUUUCACUGCAGUCAGCCUCUGUCGGAGGGAACUAUAGUAAAGUACCAUCCCUAUUCCCCACCCAAGUGCCAAGUAUCUGUUCCCCUUUUUCCUUCUUAUGGGCGGGGGAUUGGGGAGUGACUUGGCAAUCCCUUCUCUUCUCGGAUCCCAUUUCUCCCUCUUUCCAAUGGGGACAAGAACACCUCUCUGCCUGAGGAUCAUGGGAAUGAAUGUUGGUGAUUUCCUUUGGAAAGUGAAAAGACCUGCAUACAAGCCCUUCUCUGAUUCUCGUUCUGAGCGUGGGGUGAUGGCUGGAGUCCUGGCCUGGGGGUUCAAGGACUUCCCCUGGCUCUGCCUGGCAGCGUCCCCUUGGACCAAUCAGGUCCCGCCUGGUUCAGGUGCCCUGUGUGGAAAGCGCUGGGGUUUGAGUUGACGGUCUCCAAGGCGUCUUCCAGGGUGUUUGCUGGCCCAUUUCAGGGCUGGGUUCCUGGAGGAGGGUCCCCAGAAGAGGGCAAUAACAAAGAGCCAGAUGCCGGGGAGCGGGGUGAUCCCGGGGAGGGCUGCCACCUGCUGGGCAGUCUGGGGAAUAUGGAGAAAUGGGAAUGAGGAUGGAUGGAGCAGAGCAAAGGGAGAGACAAUGACUUAAGAGAGAAACAAAGACAAGAAAGGAAGGACCAUAAAAGAAGUAGAGAAGGGAGAGGCAGAGAGACCGGGAAUGGAAAGAAAACUAAGGAGAGAUCGAGGGAGGGAAGGCAGACACGUGGGGAGAGGAGACCCCACAAUCCAGGCGUUUCUGGUUGUCCAAGCCAAACGGGAUUGGGUAAGGAUGAGGGGGGGAAAGGUCCUGGAUAACAAUAGCUUGGAGUGAUCCCCAAAGGAGGAGAGAUUUGGGGAAGUCACAUGCCAGGCUGGUAGCUCUAGGCAUGAUCUCAUGGGCACCGAGGGGGGUACACCACAUAUAAUACUCAUACAAUUAACAUACAUUUAUCUUUAGUAUCAGGAACCAUAUCUGAGUCUAGGAGGGGAAGGGAGUAAGAGUGGAUUUCUGAGUCACACUCCGGAUCCAAGUGAUGAAGGCAGAGAUAAGUGUGUAGACAUCUGGAGUCUUGGGGUCUCCACACCAGGUGCCGGAGAAGGAGACAAUGCCCAGGGCUUGUGUUCCACAGAUCAGGGGCCCUCCAGAGUCCGCCUGGCAGGGGAAAGGGAUCUGCUGGUUAGAGUGCUGAUCCUGAGGGGUCCCACCUUGGUACCCCAUCUUGCCCAGGGCUGUGAGAGAACAAUACUAAACACUAGCCUCAGUUCUGUCCCGUAUCAAUGUCCUUCCCUCUCUUUGGGGCUCAGUAUUCCUCCUUGAUAAAAUAAGUACGUUGGAUUCAGUGAUCUCCAAGUUCUAUAGCUCUCUGAUGCUCUGAUCUGUAAAAUGGGAAUAAUAACUGCCCUGCGCCCUCAUCACAGUAUCAGAGACGAAGAAUUGGGAGCAACCUUAAGAGAGACUCUAGUCUAGGGAUUCUGAAACUGGGGCCCAAGGAUCUAGCCCAGUCCAUCUCCCACGGUCGGUGCUGUGGAUAGAUUUCAAAGGAACCUAUGAACUUACAUGGGGGGAAAAUGGCUUUGUUUUCACUAACCUUUAACUAAAAUUGAUCGUUUUAACUAAAA